Drosophila navojoa is the source of this 517-nucleotide messenger RNA. RefSeq lists its product as uncharacterized. The record is from RefSeq and is a predicted model, not a curated record. Lineage: Eukaryota; Metazoa; Arthropoda; Insecta; Diptera; Drosophilidae.
AUUGAAUUGUUUUGUUAAGCAUUUUCAUAAAAAGGGCAAAUCAUGGAUACCCGAACCAUUCCCUUCGUGGAUAUGCUAGCCGUGUCGAAGAGUUUGCGUGUUCAGCGGAAGCCAAUCUUGAAAUUUGUACCACCGACGGGGGUGUCGUUUGUCAACUAUAGAAGUCUGGGCGAGGUUGAUUACUUCUACUUGGAUUGCCAGAACUACAGGGAUUAUUAUCGUGAUCCUUUUGAGAAGAUGCGUCGUCCUGCGAAGUUUUGCCAAUACCAGGGCAGGUGUGGCGCUCGGCCGGAUCGCACUGUUGAGGCACUCAGUGUGCCCGGAUCUUGGGUGAAGGAACGCCCUCCGGUUGUGUAUUCGGAGAAAUAUAAUCAACGUAUGAACCUGAGUGGCAAGAUUAACAUCGAUGCCCACUUCUCACCCAACUCGGUUACAGUGUUCAAGCGCUGAAUGCGACAUUAUUAUUUUCUUGUACACUCCUUUUGGUAACUUUCAGUAAAUUGGGCAUAAAAGUCUA